Messenger RNA from Spathaspora passalidarum NRRL Y-27907, 3743 nucleotides. Its product is annotated as ubiquitin-ubiquitin ligase. The transcript has 2 exons. Bases 23 to 2830 code for a protein of 935 amino acids. Lineage: Eukaryota; Fungi; Ascomycota; Pichiomycetes; Serinales; Debaryomycetaceae. The record is from RefSeq and is a predicted model, not a curated record. Gene Ontology annotation, biological process: ubiquitin-dependent protein catabolic process; protein polyubiquitination. Gene Ontology annotation, molecular function: ubiquitin protein ligase activity.
GCCUUUCUUAACGCUUCACAACAUGAUCAACUUCUCCGGACUGCUGACUAAACGAAGGGUAGUCAAUCUUGGUGAUAGAAAGACACCAGUGAGUUCACGCUCGUUCCUAGAGCAGUCAAGAAUUACCAGAAUCCAGCGAGAUCAACAACGUACACAAGAAAAGUCGGCUGUCACUUUACAAUGUUACAUCAGAAGAUAUUUAGAUUUGAUGAGAUAUUCCCAGCUGUUGAUUAAUGAAUCGAAACAAGAGGUUUCCAAUGAACAAGAGUGGAUACGUUCCAUCAAAAUCAAUAUUAUCUUGUGUAAAUGGUACAUUCCCAGUCAUAAAGAUGUGGGGUUGAUUCAGACAAUAUAUUCCAAACUUGACCAAUCUGGUUGGGCUCUCCAUGAGAACUUGUAUAAUUCUUUAUUACAAGCUUUGAUAGGUGUGUUUAUCCUUAUCUUCCAAACCAUUAAACUACUCAUGGACAAAUUUAACUCAGAUUACAACAUGAAGGUGGCGAAUCUUACGUCUUACUUGUAUAAAUUCUUACACCAAUCUCAAAUACAAGGUGAUCAAAAACAAGAGGUUUUAGAUAUGAUUUAUGCAAUUAACAUUCGAGAUUCAUUUGAAAAUUUCAUACAAGUGUUGAAACUAACAUACCCUGGUCCAAACAUAAAUUAUUUGAAUAUUCUUCGUCCUAUCAUCCUACAGAACCAGGAAGAACUUGGCCAGUUCGAAGAGCUAGACUUGAUUCAAAUGCUUGCUAGUUAUUUAGCCAUAUUAGGAAGCGUUGACUACACCAAGGACGACUUUGUAAUAAUUGCUGCAUUACUUGUAAAUACCAACUGUAUUGUCGGACUGGAAGUGGAAACUGACGAUAAUGACUCUCAAGUUGACCAAGGGAGAAUAGUUCAUGUGGAUAAGUCGGUUGUGACACAAUUGGAGAAAUUAUACACUUCAAAUUUCAUUAAAUCGACAAUUACAUUGUUAACUGGUGAAAACAACUCCCUUGCAUUAAAGAUUUUACUUCCACUUAUAACGUUAAUUCCAUCAUUGACUGGAAAAAUCUCCAUGUUCAUUUCCAUUAUCCCCGAUUGCUUCUAUUGGUUUUAUCAAACAAUACAAGGAAAUGAGAUAUUUGAUAUGUUUCUAAAUAGUGAUAAAGACUAUAUUCCAAGUGAACAAUUAGAGACUCAUUCUAAUGAUAAGUUUUGGAAAUUGGUGUUGUUGUUUGAAAAACUGUAUUCAUACUGGUUAAUUGUAUCCAAUGAUUUAGAAAGCUUUGCCGAUGACAAAUUAUCCUUAAUCCAUGUUAAGCAAUAUCUCAAGUUUUUGAGAACACUUUGUUUGACGUUGGUGUUUAAUAACAAUUUCCCCCAUUAUUCUGAAUUAAAACAGAUUUCAAUUGGAUUGUUAAACCAAUUAUAUUUGAAGAACUUACGAUUAAAGUUUUUAAAUCAAAACUUUUGGAUUCCUAGAAGUAUAACAUUUGAUAUUGACGUUUUGAUUAGAGUUGUUGCAGAGGAAGAAGUACAGGACCUGGAUGAGGAAGAACCUAAAUUUUCCGUGACCAGAACAGUUCCAAAUGAAGUUAAAGCACGAGUGGAAAUUCUUAAAACCAUGCCAUUUUUCAUUUCAUUCAAGGAUAGAGUGAGAAUAUUCCAGGCUUUGAUUGAGUUGGAUCGAAUGAGAGCAUCUAAUACAAGCUUUAACUUUUUCUCGUUUGAUGAACCUGCAAGGUUAUCAGCGGAUAUUAGACGUGAGAAUUUGUUGGUAGAUGCCUUUAAUGCAUUUAAUAAGUCGGGGGCAAGCUUUAAGAAUAGAAUUCAAGUAGUGUUUUACAAUGAAUAUGGACAGGAAGCUGGUAUUGAUGGAGGUGGUAUUACCAAGGAGUUUUUAACUAGUGUUGUUAAAGAAGGGUUCAAUCCCGAGAAUGAAUUGAAACUUUUCAAGGAGACAUUGUCACAUAAUCAAUUAUAUCCCAACAACGAUAUCUACGAUAAGUUACACCUUGGGCUUGAGAUGGAAGCACAACAGGUUAGGUUACAAUAUUUGCGUUUUUUGGGUAUGGUUGUUGGGAAAUGUUUCUAUGAGAAUGUGUUGAUUGAUAUUUCCUUUGCACCUUUCUUUUUGAACAAGUGGUGUAAUAUGAAGAAUUCAAUCAACGAUUUAAACUACUUGGAUAGUGAAUUGUUUGUUAAUCUUAUGAAAUUAACCAAGAUGACCAAUGAAGAACUUGAGGCAUUAGAUUUAAAUUUCACCAUAUACGAAAAGGUCAAUCAGAAGACAUACUUGUUUGACUUAGCUCCAAAUGGACAAUCAACUCAAGUAAAUUCAUCUAACAUACUUCAAUACAUUCAUCAACUUUCCAAUUUCAAAUUAAAUCAAUCAUUAACAAUACAAACCAGAUCCUUCCUCCAAGGUCUCUUUCUGAUUAUAUCUUCCAAUUGGUUAAACAUGUUUGAUUGUUUUGAAUUACAAAUGUUGAUUUCGGGUGAGCCAACUGAUGUGAAUAUCAAUGAUUGGAAGUUGAAUGUAGAAUACGGAGGAUAUCUUGAAAAUGACCUUACUAUAAAAUAUUUCUGGCAAGUUGUGGAAGAGAUGACCAAGGAACAGAGGUUCAAGUUGAUUAAGUUUGUUACCUCAGUAGGUAGGGUGCCGUUAUUAGGAUUCGGGUCAUUGAAUCCGAAGUUUGGGUUAAGGAAUAGUGGAAGAGAUGGUGAUAGAUUGCCUACUGCUUCAACUUGUGUUAAUUUGUUGAAGUUACCAGAUUAUCAAAAUAAGCAAAUAUUGAAGGAGAAGUUAUUGUAUGCUAUCAGUAUUGAUUCAGGAUUUGAUUUAUCUUAAUCAAGAUAUAACGUUUUCGAGACUAUUUUACGAUAGAGGAGGGAAUGAUCUUAGAAAUAGAUGUAUAUUAUAUAGAAAUUCAACUGGUUUGUCUAACUUUUUCUUAGUAUUUCAUACUAAUACACUUACCCUACCCUAUUCUAUGUAUAUAGGUGUUACGUACAAUAUUAGAGAUGAUGCAAUCUCCAAAAAAAAUGGAUUUAAAAACAAAAAUUCUGCAUGAACUGAACAGGUGAUAUGACUCUAAGCUACUUAAGCUCUUACCCUUCUCUUGUUCUUCAAUAAGAUCUUUUGCUUGACUUGUUCAGCUUCGGAUUCAGAUUCGCUUUCCAUUUCUUCGUCUUCACUCAUCAUAUCCUCAGAUGCAAUUUCUUCCUCUUCUUGUUCUUCGACCAUGGCAUUUUCUCUGGCAGCUUGUCUUUCGGCCUUUCUUCUUAAUUCAACUUCUCUCAUCUUCAACAAUUCUGGGUUUUCUUCAACCAACUUUCUGUCAGCAGCCAUUUGUUUUUCCUUGUUACCUCUCAUUCUGUUCUUGUAGAAGGCUCUUUCUCUUCUCUGUCUAAUUUCUUCGACUCUAGCCAUACCCUUAAGAGUAGUAGCAACUAAAUCUCGGUUAUAUCUAACAGGAACGUUUCUUCUAGCAGCAAAUGUCAAGGUAGAGUCAACAACUAAUUCCUUACCAGCGGCCUUACGGAAUGCCUUGGUCCAUUUCAACUUUCUUGGGUUACGACGUUGUUUGAAUGCUUUGUGACAUUUUGAUCUACAAAAUCGAAAUUCCUUAGCAUCGUUACGAACAAACAUUAUCCCGUGUAAUGGAUACACUGGAGAUGAACAGAAAUGACAUUGAUAUAUUCUCAUGAUGGUGUAUUAGUGUAGAUAGUAAGUGUUCAACUGAAUUAUACUCUUCUUGUAU